AUGCUCCGUUCAUUCUUUUCGAAAAACUGCGCUGGAAGAGCGCUUUGGAGUGCUGAGAAACGUGCAUUCUCCAGCCUUUCCAUCAAGAAUCACGAGCGUGUGCUCCCCAAACGCACCUUCUUCAAAGAGCCACCUGCACUGAACGAGAUUGCGACCUUGACCAUCCGCAACGGUCCCAUCUUCCAUGGCACAUCGUUCGGUGCAAACCGCAAUGUCUCUGGUGAGGCUGUUUUCACUACGUCGCCCGUGGGUUAUGUUGAGUCGAUGACGGAUCCUUCGUACAAACAACAAAUUCUGGUUUUUACACAGCCGCUGAUCGGUAACUACGGCGUGCCUUCAAGCGAGGCUCGUGACGAAAACGGCUUGCUGCGUUUCUUCGAGUCUCCCGGCAUCCAAUGUGCCGGUGUGGUAGUCUCGGACGUGGCCCUUCAAUACUCCCACUGGACUGCAGUGGAGUCGUUGAGCCAGUGGUGUGCCCGUGAAGGCAUCGCUGCCGUAUCCGGAGUCGACACGCGUGCCAUUGUCACAUACUUGCGUGAGCAGGGUUCUAGUCUGGCGAAGAUUAAUAUUGGUGAGGAGUACGAUGCCGAUGAGGACGAAGCCUUCACGGACCCUGGCGCGGUGAACUUGGUCAGCCAGGUCUCCACUCGUGAGCCCUUCUUCGUGUCUGGCGGCGAUGGCUCGCUCAACAUUGCUGUUAUUGACUGUGGUGUGAAGGAGAACAUCUUGCGUUCGCUUGUGUCUCGUGGUGCUAGCAUCACGGUGUUCCCCUUUGAUUACCCCAUCCAGCAAGUCGCCAGCAACUUUGACGGUAUCUUCCUCACGAACGGCCCCGGCGACCCGACUCAUUUGACCAAGUCUGUCGCCAAUCUUCGUGAGCUGAUUGCUUCCUACAACGGCCCCAUCAUGGGUAUUUGCAUGGGUCAUCAGCUGCUCGCGUUGGCCAGCGGUGCCAAGACCAUCAAGCUUAAGUAUGGUAACCGUGGACACAACAUUCCCGCUCUCGACAUCGCCUCCGGCAGUUGUCACAUCACCUCCCAAAACCACGGCUAUGCCGUCGACGUUGCAACUCUGCCCAAGGACUGGAAGGCUACUUGGAUUAAUCUGAACGACCAGUCGAACGAGGGCAUUGCUCACGUUUCUCGUCCCAUCUCUUCCGUCCAGUUCCAUCCGGAGGCCCGUGGUGGUCCUAUGGAUACCUACUACCUCUUCGAUGACUACAUUGCCAAGGCCAAGGAGUUCAGCAAGGCUCGUGCCGCUGCCACCGCUUCGGCGUAA
Molecule: messenger RNA, 1278 nt
Organism: Schizosaccharomyces japonicus yFS275
Lineage: Eukaryota; Fungi; Ascomycota; Schizosaccharomycetes; Schizosaccharomycetales; Schizosaccharomycetaceae
Product: arginine specific carbamoyl-phosphate synthase subunit Arg5
Exons: 1
Coding region: 1-1278 (425 amino acids)
Biological process (GO): pyrimidine nucleotide biosynthetic process; 'de novo' pyrimidine nucleobase biosynthetic process; L-glutamine metabolic process
Cellular component (GO): carbamoyl-phosphate synthase complex; cytoplasm
Molecular function (GO): carbamoyl-phosphate synthase (glutamine-hydrolyzing) activity
Source: RefSeq, a predicted model, not a curated record